CGAUAAGAAAGAGGGCUUGGCAGAGGGAGCUGGUGCCAAGAACGAACUCCAAACGCCUUCACCUAACUUUCCACUCCCCUCCCUCUCUUCUUCUUCUUACCUUACGCCGCCGCAUCCUAUCCUUUUCCUUUCCCUCCCCCCUCAUCUUGACCUUCUCCAAAACAUAUAAAAAAAAAAAAAGAAAAUGACCCACCGCGCCGACGCAUCCUCCUUCCUCGACAACCGAGGCUACACCGGCCCCCUCAUCCGCGGCGUCAACCCGGCGACGCUCUUCGAGAAGGCGGUCCGCGACCGCAUCACCGACUCCUACUAUUGGAAGGAGCAAUGCUUCGGUCUGAACGCGGCCACCCUGUGUGACCGCGCCGUCGACCUCACCUGCAUCGGCGGCGUGUACGGCGUGGCCGAGAAGCCCACCCCGUUCCUGUGUCUCGCCUUCAAGCUCCUCCAGCUCAACCCGGACCGCGACAUCAUCCUCGAGUAUCUGAACUUCACCGAUCCCGACACCGAAGAUCCCCCGACCUACAACAAUCCGAACGGGAACAACGGCGGGAAUAACGACGAGAACAGCGAUGGAAGUGACGCGGUCGUCAAAGCGCGGGGCGACUUCAAGUACCUCCGCGCGCUGGCGGCGUUCUACGUGCGGCUGACCUUCCCCGCAGCGGACGUCUACAAGACCCUCGAGCCGCUGCUGCUGGACUACCGGAAGCUGAAGCGCCGGGUGCGCGACUCGUUCACCCUGACGUACGUGGAUCAGUUUGUCGAUGAGCUGUUGACCAAGGAUCGUGUCUGUGGUACGAGUCUGUGGAAGUUGCCGCCGCGGCAGCAGUUGGAGGAUUUGGAGUUAUUGGACGAGCGGGUGAGUCCGUUGCAGGCGGAGUUGGAUGAGAUGGAGAGGAGUGAUGACGAGGACGACAAAGAGGAGGGUGAGGAGAAUGAUGAUUGAGGCAGACCUUGGCAGUUUGCGAGUUGUGCUGUCAUCGAUGGAUGCAUUGAUGCGCACGAAGGAAAGAGAAAGCUUCACGCGCCUGGCUGGCUCCUGCAGGCUAAGUCGGCUGGCAGCCCCCUGGACUCGUAUACGUCACCAACUGGGUGCUCCGCGUUCCGGGAAUGUCCUGACAACCCAGCCUGUGGCCUAGGUGCAUACCCUGUGUCAGAGGCAGGAGAUGGUAUCGACCCUGUACCUUAUGAUCUGGCCGUGACGUUGCGUCGGGUGAGAUGCAUCGC
This is a messenger RNA of Aspergillus brunneoviolaceus CBS 621.78, 1224 nucleotides long. Its product is annotated as PRP38 family protein. The transcript has a single exon. Gene Ontology annotation, cellular component: precatalytic spliceosome. Bases 185 to 943 code for a protein of 252 amino acids. The record is from RefSeq and is a predicted model, not a curated record. NCBI's taxonomy places the organism in Eukaryota, Fungi, Ascomycota, Eurotiomycetes, Eurotiales, Aspergillaceae.